AAGGGUAAAAAAAACGAUAUUAAAUCGUCUAGGUCUAAACGUGGUUUUUUUAACAAAAAUGGUCUAAAAUAAAAACAUUUCGGUCUCAUCUCCGUCCACAUCCGUCCUCCAGCACUCCAGCUGCAUCGACGAGGACCGCCGUAGCGAUUUGCGAAGCAAGGGACGGGAGAGGAACCCGAGGAAGGCGAAAAUGAUCUACCGCAACUGGUCGCUGCUCUCGUCCACAGUCGUCAUUUGGGGCGGCGUCGCCACCGCCGGCCUCGCCGGUAUCUUCCUCUUGGGCGGCAAGGAGAAAUUCAAUGGUUAUCUGUGCCGCGAAGGCGAGAGGCUUAGGCAGCAGGACAGAGCCGCGAUGGGCCGAAGCUAAGCGUUAGCUUCUUUGGUAUCUCAAGGGAGCAAUAGCCCUUCGAAAUUUCACAAGAUUCCUGCGUCCCUACCAGAACAAGUCCCUAUCUAGGGACUAGGAUGGAAUCCAUCCUUCUGCAGGCUUUCACUUUCCUGAUAAUAACAGUAACAAUAAAUUGACAAUGGUUUGUGUUCUUCUGCAACCUUUUUGGCUCCCUGGUUUCGCAAGGGUUCCGUGCUUUGUUUGGCGUCAUCACUUGCAUGUCUUGUAUAAAAAGGUUGCUGUUGCAUUUGGCGUACGGGACUAAAAAAAAUAUCUGGGUCCUGUCUUUGACACGUGGCCGACGAUUUUGCCACAUAUUGUACCUACCCAUGAUGUUCAGUGUUGCUUACGCGCGAAAUGUGCAGCAGCAAGGAGUCAGUGUUGCUACAGUGGCAUUUGAGUGAUGUGCAGUCACUAACCAACCAAUCAUCCACUGCACGCGGCUCUUCUCGCCGUGGUUUAGGCCCUGUUUGUUUAUAUAAUAAUCCAACAUGGAUUAUAUAAUCCAGCUUAUGGAUUAUAUAAGUACACCUAAUGACUUGUUUAUGGAUUAUCAUAAUCCACCUAAUAAAAUGUAUUGUUUGUUUAUCUUUCGACUUAUUUAAGCUGGAUUAUAUAAUUAAAUAGGGCCUUAGACUCUGUUUGUUUCUCUCUACGAUGGACUAUGGAUAUGUUUGGUUGCCUGGUCCAACUCACGACCAGGCCCAUUUCAUACAGUAUGAAUAUGUUUGGUUGCCUGGCCCAGUCCGGGAGCCUGGCUGAGGCGAGCCCAAAACAAUUUUGUGGCCUGGCUGAAAGGAAACGCGAGUUUGUUGGUUCCCUGACCGGCCUGGCCCGACUUCAGUCGCCCAGCGACGCUAGGGUUUCACUCUCCUCAGUCGCAGCGGUUCCCACUCUCGUCUCCAGAAGAAGCGCCGCGAUGGGUUCCCCGCCGCUGACGCCGUACCGCCGAUGGGCCACUCCACUGCACUCCAGCAGAAGCUUGAGGCCACCACACAGUUCAGGAAGCUGCGCUCCAUAGAGCGAAGUCCCCCAAUUGAAGAGGUGAUCAGCACAGGAGUCGUGCCCCGAUUCUACGGGCAUGUGAUGAUUUUAUAUUUAACUGUUGCCUUUACUUGCCUAUGAUGAUAUGUUUUAUAAUGAUGAUCAAUCAAGGGAGUAUGACUUGUAGCAGUCUUUUCAGUGAAUCAAGGAUGAGUUUCUGUUUAAUGCGUACAGUGAGAAUACAUUAACAAUUACUAGCAGUCAUUCAUAGUCAGUCAACAUAGGCCAUCUGCUGCUAGUACCUCUUUUCUUCUCAUGAGUUGUAGCAAUUUCUGUUUAAUUCAUAUGAAUGUAAUUACAAUUAUAUUUUAAGUUGCUACUAUAGUUUCUGUUUAA
This is a messenger RNA of Zea mays, 1768 nucleotides long. RefSeq lists its product as uncharacterized. The record is from RefSeq and is a predicted model, not a curated record. The transcript has 4 exons. The coding region runs from base 191 to 367 and encodes 58 amino acids. Lineage: Eukaryota; Viridiplantae; Streptophyta; Magnoliopsida; Poales; Poaceae.